UUUGCAGCCCCCGCGGAUGCUCCAGCGCUGGCCUGGCCGCGUCCCGCCGGCUGGAGCGUGCUCGCGCGGGCCAUGCAGGAGCCCCUGCUGGGAGCUGAGGGCCUGGACUAUGACACCUUCCCCGAGAAGCCGCCCCCGUCGCCCGGAGAGAGGGCGCGGGUCGGGGCCCUGCAGAACAAAAGGGUGUUCUUGGCCACCUUUGCUGCGGUGCUGGGCAAUUUCAGCUUUGGGUAUGCCCUGGUCUACACGUCCCCUGUCAUCCCAGCCCUUGAGCACUCCUCAGACCCAGAUCUGCAUCUGACCAAAACUCAGGCAUCCUGGUUUGGGUCUGUGUUCACCCUGGGAGCUGCUGCUGGGGGCCUCAGUGCCAUGGUCCUCAAUGACCUCCUGGGACGGAAGCUCAGCAUCAUGUUCUCUGCGAUCCCCUCUGCGGCGGGGUACGCGCUCAUGGCAGGCGCCCAUGGCCUCUGGAUGCUGCUGUUGGGGAGGACGCUCACUGGCUUUGCUGGGGGACUCACGGCGGCCUGCAUCCCGGUGUACGUAUCUGAGAUCGCCCCUGCUGGUGUCCGUGGGGCCCUGGGGGCCACGCCGCAGCUCAUGGCAGUGUUCGGAUCGCUGUCUCUCUACGCCCUUGGCCUCCUGCUGCCCUGGCGUUGGCUGGCUGUGGCCGGGGAGGGGCCUGUGCUCGUCAUGGUCCUGCUGCUCAGCUUCAUGCCCAACUCGCCACGGUUCCUGCUCUCCCGCGGCAGGGAUGAGGAGGCACUGCAGGCACUGACCUGGCUGCGCCCAGCAGAUGCAGACGUCCACUGGGAGUUCGAGCAGAUCCAGGACAAUGUCCGGAGACAGAGCAGCCGAGUGUCGUGGGCAGAGGCCCGGGACCCCCACAUGUACCGGCCGGUGCUCAUUGCCCUGCUCAUGCGUUUCCUGCAGCAGCUGACAGGCAUCACGCCCAUACUGGUCUACCUGCAGUCCAUCUUCGACAGCACGGCCGUGCUGCUGCCCCCCAAGGAUGAUGCAGCCAUUGUGGGAGCCGUGAGGCUUCUGUCCGUGCUGAUCGCGGCCUUCACCAUGGAUCUGGCUGGCCGCAAGGUCCUGCUCUUCGUUUCGGGUGAGGCUCCCUGCCCCACUUCUCCCCUCCCACCCACAGUGUCUCUACCCACUGCCACUUGUGCCAGAGCUAGGGCACAGCCACCUGGGGCCUCCCCAGCACCUGGCACCAGCCAGCUUCUCCAGAAAGCCUGCUGGAGCUCGGGUGAGCAACACACCAGGGGUGAGGGGAGCCCAGACCAGGGCUGGCAGUGUGUGUGCUACCCUGUGGGAGGCCUGUCCCAAGCCAGCCAUGCUGCCCGGCUCAGGGUGCCACAGAGCAUGACGGUUCCCCCAGGAGAGCCAUGGCUCAGAGGGUCCUGGCCCCUGAGGGCCACCUGUGUCCACAGCAACCAUCAUGUUUGCUGCCAACCUGACGCUGGGGCUGUAUGUCCAAUUUGGUCCAAGGCCUCUGACCCCCAACAGCACUGUGAGCCUCGAGACCCUGUCCUUGGCGGGCACAGAGCAGCCCCCGGCCACACCCACCAGCUACCUCACUCUGGUGCCCCUCCUGGCCACCAUGUUCUUCAUCAUGGGAUAUGCCAUGGGCUGGGGGCCCAUCACCUGGCUGCUCAUGUCGGAGAUCCUGCCCUUGCGUGCCCGUGGCGUAGCCUCAGGGCUCUGUGUGCUGGUCAGCUGGCUCACCGCCUUCGUCCUCACCAAGUCCUUCCUGCUGGUGGUGAAAGCCUUCAGCCUCCAGGUGCCCUUCUUCUUCUUCGCGGCCAUCUGCCUGGUGAGCCUAGUGUUCACGGGCUGCUGUGUGCCUGAGACCAAGGGCCGCUCCCUGGAGCAGAUCGAGUCCUUCUUCAGCAGCAGGAGGAGGUCCUUCCUGCACUAGGCCAGGGAUCUACCUGCCAGGUGGCCAGCCUCCACGGUGGCCACAAACCCAUGCCCUGCAGCCGGGACGUGGUGCAGCCGUCACUCCUAUGAGCCGCAGCACAGGGUCAACCAGGACCUGCUUCUGACUGGACAGGCAGCACGCUCCGGCUCAGGCGGCCUGCAGGAGGUGGCACAGACCUGCUGGCUCUCAGGCUGGCCCUUGGCGUGUGCCAGGCCGUGUGGAGGACAGAGCAGCACUGGAGGUGGCAUUGGCUCAGCACAGGAACAUCAUCACUUGGCCUCCUCCAGGCGUCUUGGUGUGGACAGGAGGGUCUGUGGACAUCAUGCAGCAACACAUGCCCUACUUCCAGAGGCCAGGGCACAGGACAGCCACUUGCCCCACAUCAGCCCCACCUCAGGGAUAGGGGCAACCAUCUGCAAACUGUGUUCACCCUAUUUACAAAAAUAAAUAAGUUGGGCCUGCAGCCCUAUGGAGGAAGGAGUGGGGUCUUUAGCUGGAGGAGGCUCCCCACCCUUGCAGGCAGGCCAGACCAGACACCGGCCAUGGCUUCAGAGCCUGCUGCCCUAGUAGGGCCCUAAAUUCAUGGUCACUCUGGACUUGAGCUCAGUGCAGCAGAGAGGCAGGAGGGGCAGUGUGGUGGGUCCACCUUGGGGCCUGGCUCUUCCUGGUGUGUCACCUUGGAGCCCCUUUCCCCAUCUAAGCAGGCUGACAGGGCCUUCAGUUACUCCUGGGCCAGCAGCUCCUGCUCCGCCAUCAUGGACACGGGUAUCCCUACUGCUGACAGGCGCCAGAGACAGAAGGUAACAGCAGAGAGCAAGCGGAGGAACUGCAGCCCUGCUUUACUGCUCAAAAUGCAGCCGCGUGGAAGA
Messenger RNA from Urocitellus parryii (Arctic ground squirrel), 2796 nucleotides. Lineage: Eukaryota; Metazoa; Chordata; Mammalia; Rodentia; Sciuridae. The record is from RefSeq and is a predicted model, not a curated record.